AUGGGCAACAAAGUCUCCGCAGUCCGCGGCGUAAAAUCAGACCAUUUCUACGACCAAGGCAACGCCAUCAACGAGAUCUGGGUCGGAGACGUAGAGAUCAUAUCCCGUCUCCCCUUCGGCGAUUCCGACCUCGAGCAAGCUGGCUGGCCAAUAGGCGGCUUCCCCAAGAUCCCCUGGCGUCACUUCAUCAUUCCCAUGCACAAGCGAGACGAAGUCGCCAACCCCAACAUGACUAUCGAGCAUAUCGCGAUGAAGACGAACGAUACCUUGUAUACUUGCCGUGACACGGUGCCAGAACAUGGAUACCUCGGAAUGUUCACUGGCAUCUCACCUGAAUUAGCGGGUAACAUUGGGUUCGUUCUGCUUGGUGCUGCUAUCGGGCUGUUCAUGGGUUACACCUCCAUAUCAAGGGACGCUUUCCGCAAUUGGUGGAUGCUUAGGAAGACGGCGGCCUCUCAACCUGACCCGGUGAGGUUUCGACGCAAUAUUUCGCGCCACCUUUGGAUUGGUAUUGGGCUAGGGUACAUUGCUCUUAGCCUGUCUGUUGUUUGCCUUCUUCUGGCGCUGCCUGCUAUUGCGGCUUGCUGGAGAGGUGUGGAUGCUUCCACGCUUGUUUUCUUGUACGGAAAGGUGAUCAGUAGUUACGUCUUGGUUUUUGCCUUCGUCCUUCAACCUUUGGUCUUACUGUGGCUUGGGCGACGUGGGGCCAAGAGGUAUCCCUUGGAAGAAAUAGUUGAGGUCACAUCCCUUCCGUGA
This is a messenger RNA of Penicillium bovifimosum, 756 nucleotides long. RefSeq lists its product as uncharacterized. The record is from RefSeq and is a predicted model, not a curated record. Lineage: Eukaryota; Fungi; Ascomycota; Eurotiomycetes; Eurotiales; Aspergillaceae. Bases 1 to 756 code for a protein of 251 amino acids. The transcript has a single exon.